CUUGUGAAGAGCUCCGUGCAGGAACAACCUCCUGUGUGCCCUGUGCCAGAGGUAAUGCUCCUUCCCGCCCAUUGCCAUACCAAGCUGCUCUUUCCCCAGAUACUAUUUCUGUCUCUCUCUCUACCCCACACCCUGCACAGGCGGAGGCUCCCAAGCUCAUCAUGCCUGCUCUCAGACUGUUUCAACCUAUUUUUUAAAAAACAAACCUUUGCUUUCGGUGUAUGCUGCAGACUCAGCCUCUAACCCAUCCCCGUCCCUGCAGGUUGGCACUAGCUAGACGGGGGAGAGGGUGAGCUGCAGGCCUGGGGGAAGCGGGUCGGGUCUGUCCCUGCUCCCAUGGGUCUCUGCACGCAGAAGGCAGAAGAGCAGCUCACUGAAGCCUGCCACGGCUCGUCAGACUAGCCAGCAGGAAAGCUGUAGAGCAGCGGCUGCCAGCCAAGGUGGUGCCCGCGUGGGUACCUCCAGGCGAAGCUCCCCGCCUUUAGCCUGCGCCCAGCCUGGAAGUGUCCCUGCCUGUGGGCUGGCGCACACUCCCCAGCAGCUCUCCUCCAAACCCUCUCAAGUGCGAGCGUGGAGCAACCCUCUCCGUUGCCAGAUGGAGACGAGAGGAAGCCAACGGCGCCCCGGUGCUCCAGCUAGCAGCCCAUCCCGAGGAGCUGCACGGGUAUCCCUCACGGCUGGACGCCGCUGCAGAGUGAUGCUGCCCUCACUCCUCUGACCAGGAGCAGCCAGUCCCCAGGCCUGGACCAGGACACAAGCCCUGCCAGCCUCUCCGCUCUGCCUGUCACUGAACCGGCAGCCCGGGCUUAGGGGCAGCUGCCGCCGGGCUAGACCGCGAUCAGCGGGAAGGUAUCAACUGGAUAAACACAUCACUGAGGAGGGACAGACAUUUCCAUUUAAAUUCCCCCCUCUGAAUGGUAACCUCCUAAACUUGGGCAGCAAGCCCACCUCCACCAUGGCAGGGCAAGGAGCCCGGUGCCCCGCUCAGGCUAGGAAAUGCUCCACCUCCCUCGUGGUGCUUGGACCAGGGCUCAAAUUGCGCUGAUUCUUGCGGGGGUCUGCAAAAAAAGUUAAACUGGUUUAUUGAUUGACAAGUCCACCUAAGUGAAGGAGCAAUCUGAUCAGAGACCCCCCCACCACCACCGCCACCAGGUUAUGCUUUUCAAAUCCUACAGGAGGGCUCUCAUCUCUUAUGGAGGGGCUCAUCCCUUAAUUUGCACCCUGACCCGGACCAGGAAGGACGCCCGGGAAGACUCCACGUGGAAGCAGGCAGAUGCUGCAUGGGGGGGCUCAGCCCUGCUCUAAUCCAAGCUCCUGCAAUGGCAGAAAUCAGCGUUUGGCACUGUCAUCGCAGCGCGAAAACUUCCCGUCUGACCUGUCAUCUGACUGCCCCCAAACCGCACCUCGGGCUGUUCUAGAGAUGCCAGCUGCGUACCCCAGACCUGCCAGUGUGCCGCUUACUCCCCACCCUGCAGCACGUGUGGUUCGUGGUGCAGGCGAACAUCCAUUGCAACAACCCGGGCUGGAAGCCUCGGAGAUUUGCUGAAGCAUGUUCUCUAAUCGCACUUGUAAAACUUUUAUGAGAAAGCAAACAAACAGAGGAAUCCAGGCUCCGUCCAGCCAUGCAAAAAGCCACAGCGGGGGAUUGAAAGACAGUGAACAGAAGCCAGCAGGAGAUUGUGGUCCUCUGCCUCGGGCUCCAACUCUACCCACGGACAACUUGUUCUUGAACCUGAAAGUGCCCAGCAGCAAAACGGCCGGAGCAGAGCACAUCUCGUGUCACGACACCCACCUCUGGAUAGAGAGGUUUCCUUACAGAUGCCACCUCCUCCCUCGGCACUUGCACGAUCUUCUCUGGGCCAGCUCACAUGCCCGUCACCUCCCAGUGGCAGUGACAGCAACCGCUGACCUAGAAAAGCAAUAAUGUUAGGAAAGCACUACAUGGAUUCUAGCCUCUUUUGAGGGAUCUGAACAUCUGGAAGUAAGGAGGAAGAGCCAGUGCCAUGAGACUAGCUAGCUCUUCAAGGCCUGUCGGCCACUGCUGGGAGGGUCACAGACUGGAAACCUCCGUACCUCUCCGAGAAAGAGAUGGUCUUGCCAUGAAGGUGGGGAAUCAGGAGCUAUGGCCAUUUCCAUCUCGGACCUGGCUCACUCUAGGCAACAUCCAACAUCUGCAAAAUGGAGCCCUCAGAGGAUCAUCGAGUCCAGCCCCCUGCCCCAGCGGCAGGAAGUCAGCUGGGGUCAUAGGAUCCCAGCAAGAUAAGCAUCCAAAUGUUACUUGGGUUAAAUUCUGGAAUCAGGACAGGAUGGCCAAGAGCAGCAUAACCAAGAGCAGAGUUAGCUGGGUACCGGCAGCAGUACCACUGCAUCAGCGCUGCACUCUUCCCCGGCUAAUGCAGCCCUCCUCGCAGCAGGGCUGAGGCCACGUGCCUUGCAAUGCAGCCAGUUUGCUUCUGGCACCUUCAGAGCCGGCUCGGGGAUCUCCACAGCUGUGCAUUGAUAGACCCAAAUUGCCUAUAGGAGCCCACCAGGAAACCUGGGACAGAUACCAGCUGAGCUCGUCAGAAGUGGCUGGUGUUUCUGGGCAUCCCAGUUUGUGCACGCUCGACCUCAGAGGUCUUCCGCGGUUCCUAUAGUUGAGAAAGUGCCGAGCCCCCAGCUCCUCCCGAAGCCGGGCUCUUGAUCGUGGGACACGUAAACCCUGAGACAAAAAAGAUCACCGGUCACCUUUAGAAAUCUUGACCUUCCUGCCUCACCCAGAGCCCUUUCAAAGCUAUUUUCAGGCCCCAGCCUGAACAUUUCUGAUCUCUCCAGUACAAUGUACACUUUGAUCUGAUGAACGCCUCUGCUGCAUCCCGUCGGCCCCUUCACAGUCCCGUGGAUUUGCUCAGGACAAACGCUGCCGCUAUCAGUUAGCAAGUGCACUCCAAGGAUGCCGUCUGAAAGGCAUCCGCUUGCUCUCGUUGCUGGCAGCUCUGAUCACAUGGGCCGCGGCUAUCUUUAGCCAGAGGUCUUCAUAUUACAAGCGAGCGGUUCGGAGCGGCUGGGAAGGCACAGAAAGCUAUCAAACCAUCGAGAAAGAGAUAGGAAUUGCACUGGCUGCACGCUGGAAGGCGCCUUGGGUACCACUCCUGGCGUGCGGAUGCAUUACGAGGCACCGCCAAGUGCAUGCUUGCUGAGUCACCUCUCCGGCAGCCGGAGCAUGACUCAGCACCAGAGCGGGCCGACGUCUGCGGCGGAGAGAGUCCGGAUCAACGUGGAAGAGGCGUUUUUCGCCGUGGACAAGGCUCUGCUGGUGGAGCACAGCGACUACUUCUGCGCCCUCUUCCGCUCUGGCAUGAGGGAAAGCACGCAGGACGAAAUCCAGCUCCAGGACCUGAGUGCCAAGGGGUUCUUCAUCAUGCUCCAAGUCCUGGCUGGGGAGAGACCCAUGCUGAGCUGCGAGGAGAACUUCAAGGCGGUCGAAUGCGCGGCUUUUCUGCACGUGAAGCCGCUGGCCAAGUACCUGAUCAAUUCGAUCAACUCCGACAACUGCAUCAUCUUGUACCAAGCUGCCGCCAUUUUUGGCUUGCUGGACCUUUUCCACAGCGCCGCCCUGUAUAUCCGGGACAGCUACUCUGAGCUAGAGCAGUACUUGGACUGUCUUUCCCCCGACCUGCUGGACUACAUCGACUCUCUCGUGCCCAGCACGUUUGUCGCGGUGGGGGCACAUACGCCCACCUUUGAGUUCCUAGAGGACCUUUCGAGGACCAUUUGCUACCUGGACGAGGAGAACAACACGUGGAAGACGCUCUCCUGCUUACCGCUGGCGGCCAGCACGUUCCUAGCCGGCAUGGCGACACUGGAGAACAAGAUCUAUAUCGUGGGGGGCGUCUACGGGGCUAGCAAGCAAGUCGUAGACAGCAGCUUUUGCUACGACGCCGACACGAACAGCUGGAGCGAGUUCCCCAGCCCUAAGCAGCGCCGGUAUGACGCCACGCUGACGGGCCACGAAGGUUGCCUGUACGCCAUCGGAGGAGAGUACGAGAAGGUCUCGCUCAAAUCCGUGGAGAAAUACGACGUGUCCUCCAACACCUGGACUCUCCUGUCCGACCUGCCCCAGCCCACAGCCGGGGCCCCCUGCGCCCAGGCGAUGGGGAGGAUAUUUGUUUGCUUGUGGAAACCACUGGACACCACUAUCAUCUACGAGUACGAGACCCAGAAGGACGAGUGGCUUCCCAUCGCGGACCUGAAGAGGCCUCAGAGCUACGGUCACUGCAUGGUGGCCCACCGAGACAACCUCUACGUCAUGAGGAACGGGCCCUCGGACGACUUCUUGCGGUGCGUGAUAGACUGCUUCAACCUCAGCACCCGGCAGUGGGUGGCCUUACCCGGGCAGUUCGUCAACAGCAAGGGAGCGCUCUUCACGGCCGUGAUCAGAGGGGACACCGUGUACACCGUCAACAGGAUGCUCACCCUCCUCUACUCCAUCGAAGAGGGCAGCUGGCGGUUCAAGAAGGAGAAGGCCGGGUUCCCGAGGACUGGUUCCCUGCAGACCUUUCUGCUCAGGCUACCGAGGAGAGACCAUAGUAUUGCCACCUAGUCGCCGCCGUGCAGGGCACUCCGGCAUACGAGGGAGCUGAAUGAAAUGACAUCCCCUUCCGGAUCCUCAUCUCUGCCUUGCUUUCCAGCAGCUGCUGCUCUGGGGAGUCCCAGGUGCAAGGCUACAAGGACUCUGCUCUCACCUGCUGCGUUUGCCCUUCCAAGUAGCCGGAGCCAGGGCGAGGGGUGCAAUUCAGCUGCCUUGCCGGUGGUUGCCCUCUGCUCAUGGUCGCGGUGGAUCAAGACCUCUGUUCCAUGCAAAGCCCCCGGCGCUGUCUUCCGGACGCGGGGCUGGGAGAGUCGUUGGAGACCUGCAAAGGAAAGACACUUCAGAAAUGCAAAGUAAUACCAGCUCUCGUGUGUUUUGACUGAAUUCUGGAAACGUGCAUCAAACCACCGACCUAGCUUUGGGUGGGGGGAGCCGUCAGUGUAUCUUUGGAUUACGAGGAAAAGAGUUUUCAAUACAAAAAUCUUAAGCGUGUGUUAACGAUGGUUUCUUCUUUCAAGGACACUAAGCAGAGUGCCUGUCACACUGCACAGGCAUCGGGCGCGGGGGGCAGACUUUAGGCUCGUGCAGCUUCUAUGUCAAAAAUUAAAGAGA
Messenger RNA from Alligator mississippiensis (American alligator), 5182 nucleotides. It is a transcript of the gene KBTBD13, whose product is annotated as kelch repeat and BTB domain containing 13. The coding region runs from base 3143 to 4582 and encodes 479 amino acids. Lineage: Eukaryota; Metazoa; Chordata; Crocodylia; Alligatoridae. The record is from RefSeq and is a predicted model, not a curated record. Gene Ontology annotation, molecular function: protein binding. The transcript has a single exon.